Psilocybe cubensis is the source of this 921-nucleotide messenger RNA. RefSeq lists its product as uncharacterized. Bases 1 to 921 code for a protein of 306 amino acids. Gene Ontology annotation, biological process: proton motive force-driven ATP synthesis. NCBI's taxonomy places the organism in Eukaryota, Fungi, Basidiomycota, Agaricomycetes, Agaricales, Agrocybaceae. The record is from RefSeq and is a predicted model, not a curated record. Gene Ontology annotation, molecular function: proton-transporting ATP synthase activity, rotational mechanism. The transcript has 6 exons.
AUGCUUGCUCGUCGUUCACUUGCCCGCGCCGCCGUCGUCGCCCAGCCAGCGGCCCUCGGCGCUGCCAGGAACAUGGCCACCCUCCGUGAGAUUGAGCUGCGCCUCAAGUCCGUCAGGAACAUCGAGAAAAUCACCAAGUCGAUGAAAAUGAUUGCGUCCACCAAGCUCGCAAAGGCCCAGAGGGCCAUGGAGGCCGGCAAGAAGUACGGCGAGGCUAACAAGGAGGUCUUCGCUCACGUUCCUUCCGACAAGCCCACACCCAACAAGCUGUUCGUUGUCAUCUCCUCCGACAAGGGUCUUUGCGGUGGUAUCCACUCUUCCGUCUCUAAGGCCACCCGCAAGGCUUUCGCCGGUGCUGAAGACUCGCCUUUCGUCGGCGUCUCACCCAACGACGCUGCCAUUGACGCCACUUCUCCCGUCGUCAUUAUUGGUGACAAGUCCAAGGGUCAGCUCCAACGCACCCUCGGUGCCAAUUACCAGAUCACCUUCAACCAGAUCGGUCGUGACAUUCCUACUUUCGCUGACGCCGCCGCCGUCGCUGACCUCAUCGUCCAAAGCGGCAUCAAGUACGAUGCCGUUGUCCUCGUUUACAACAAGUUCAUCAGUCAACUUUCCUACGAACCCGCUAUUAUGCAAGUGAAGGGAGAGGCAGCUUUGAACGAGUCGGAUGCCUUCAAGGUUUACGAGAACGAAGACGACGCCACCAAGGACCUCGCUGAGUUCUCUCUUGCCAAUGCCAUCUACGCCGCUCUUGUCGAAGGACAUGCUUGUGAACAGAGCGCUCGUCGUACUGCCAUGGAGAAUGCCUCGAAGAAUGCCGGAGAGAUGAUUGGUACCCUCCAGAUGCAGUACAACCGUGGUCGCCAGGCCGCCAUCACCAACGAGCUGGUGGAUAUCAUUACUGGUGCCAGUGCUCUGUAA